AGCGACCACACAGCCUCCUCCUCUUCCAUCAUGGCUCCCUCGUUAGACAGGCAAGGGUACUGGGGGCGGCCGACCUCGACGCUGGACUGGUGUGAAGAAAAUUAUGUCGUCUCUUUUUACGUAGCGGAAUUUUGGAACACAGUCAGCAAUCUGAUUAUGAUCCUGCCUCCUAUUUGUGGGGCCAUUCAGACGUUUCGUGAUGGCCUCGAGUUACGCUACAUCUGCUCUUUCCUCGGACUAGCAGCUGUUGGUAUUGGCUCGUGGUGCUUCCACAUGACGCUGCUAUAUGAGAUGCAGCUACUGGAUGAGCUGCCAAUGAUUUACAGUACCUGUGUGUUUGUCUACUGUCUAUAUGAGUGUUUCAAACAUAAGAACAGUAUCAAUUUAUUUCCGAUUGUUUUAUUAUGCAUCUUUAGCAUCUCAGUCACCUUGGUGUAUCUGCAGUGGAAGGAGCCAGUGUUCCACCAGGUCAUGUAUGGUGCUCUAGUAGCCUGCCUGGUGAUGCGAUCUGUCUUCAUUGUUACGUGGGUGUAUCCAUGGCUCAGAGCACUGUGUUACACCUCGUUAGGUGUCUUUAUGUUAGGGUUCGUACUGUGGAACAUUGACAAUGCCUUCUGUGACUCAUUAAGAGCCAGCAGACAAUCACUGCCCUCUGGCAUUGGAGUAGUAACACAGUUCCAUGCUUGGUGGCACAUCUUCACAGGCCUAGGUUCAUACCUGCACAUACUUCUCAGCCUGCAGAUCAGGUCGACCUACCUCAAGUACAGACCAAAAGUUAAGUUUGUGUGUGGAGUCUGGCCCACGUUGCAUGUUGAACCACAGAAGGCAAGCUGAAUAUAAAGGACAAGAACCAAGUAAAGGCUGGUGACUGCCAUCGGCACAGAGACCUUCCAGUGUCCACUGGUGGGAACCACGUCCACAGCCAGGGGACAGGCGGACCCUGAACAGCACAGACCCUUCAGUUCAGCACUGUGGUGAUUGACUAAGUACAGUAUAGCAUUGAACCUAGUUUUAGACAUGGAAGUUUUUGUGAAUCAAUCAUAAUUUAUUAGAAUAACUUUUCUGUAAUUUUAUUGAAUUGAGUUGUAAUAAUUUAAUUUACUUCUCCAUUGUCAUUGCAGUUAUGUGUAGUGUAAUGCAGGUGUUGAAAGGACUGGAUCUGAAAUCUAAAUAAGGGAAAGCGGUGUAAUGAAUUCAUAAUUUACAUUCAGCAUUUUCAUCACUCAUCAUUGUCAUUAGUUAAAUAUAAUUUUGUGGAUACUCAUGAAUUAAUAUGCAAAUAAAUCCCAGUUUCACAUACAGCUGGAGAAGCUCUGCUCAGAAGCUUCCUUCAUGUUGUUGUGGAUGUAUUCACAUGGCACUGCUCUUAUAACUCAGCCUGUCGUGACUAGUUACACAGGCUUGGUGUUUUUACUUGAAUUUUUUCUCCUAAAACAAGCCAAGACUGGAGUUUUUUAUUUUGUUGCUGUUGCUGUCACUGUUGCCAAAGUUGAAGGAAUCUGACACUUGUACACUUAUGUAGUGACCUUAAGUUAAGAAAGGUUUAAGCCCAAUCCCAAUUACACAGAACAAUCUGAUCCUCCUGAACACUUAACACUCCAGGCAAUGUUGUGAUCCAUGAUGGGUUAUAAACAGCUAAAUGCUUCUUUGCAAACCAAUUUGUUGGAACAUUUUAACACAGAUCUGACAGAAUAAUGGAAAUUUGCACAAAUGUCACUGUAAACACAUGAACAUAAUAAGCCUGUAAUCCUACCACACCUUAUCAGUGACCGUAUUGAGUGUUUGCAAGAAGUGAAAUGUUUUCAGCUCUUCAUCUUUUCUCUCUGCAAGGUACUACAAAGACACCAAUCUGCAUUAAGUAUUGUCUCCUAUAACAUUAGUACUGUUAACAAGUACUAACAAAAUUAACAAGUAUCACUCUAGAAACCUGCAUUGUGCCGUUAAGAGGAAAUAUUGAAAAUUCCUUCAACUGCAAUCUCUCAACAUACACAUUAUUAGUUAUUAUUAUAUUAGUUCAUUGUGUAUUAGUAGCAGCAGAUGAAAGCAUGAAAUGGCACCUACUGAAGUUGUAGACUGAUAUCUUUGUGAUGUAACCACUAGGUGGCAGUACUUGACAGCUUUUCUCAGUGCCAAGCAUUGAAGAUCUAUCCACAGUUAAACACUAGAUCUGUUGUGUUAAAUGAAGGGCUUUUUAUUUACCAUGUUUGUUUUACCUACUGUGAAAUUUUGAAUAUUUUAAACAUUACAACCUGCAGCUUGAGCUCAGAAACUGAACUUUGUCUAACAGUAUUGUUGUAGCUACAGCUUCAUAUUUGUGCAGCCUCCUGAACUGCAGUGUUGACACAGCACAUCAUCUAUCAUUAUACAUAACUCUACUACCAUAUCAACUGCUUAAACCCAGUGUUACAAAUAUUCAGAAGCACAAAACCAGUUCAAUGUUUGACACCGUGAAUACUGACACAGCUUGAUUUCUGUCUGUGUCUGUGUCAUCACUGCGUGUUAGUGGAGCAGUAAUCCUACGACAAAGAGGGUGCCUUACUGAUAUCUUUGCAGUUUAAUCCAAGUUGACUCAAUGUUUGUGAUAAACCAUUUAAACAGUGUCUUGUGUUUCGAAUUGUUCCAUUUCCCUGGUUAUCAGCAGUUAAGGCAAACCGCAACAGCUUCUAAUGAGUCUGCUGCGUCCUUUGGCCAUGGUUCAUGUCAUACCGCUCAUUCACAGGCCAUUCUGCUGUAGCUCAGAGUGAUACGUGCUGGGAAUUUUUUUUAACUUUGUGCCAGUCUUUGUCCUGUACUAAAAUAAAAUGUAUCUACAGAA
Betta splendens (Siamese fighting fish) is the source of this 2815-nucleotide messenger RNA. It is a transcript of the gene acer3, whose product is annotated as alkaline ceramidase 3. The coding region runs from base 31 to 834 and encodes 267 amino acids. Gene Ontology annotation, cellular component: endoplasmic reticulum membrane. The record is from RefSeq and is a predicted model, not a curated record. Gene Ontology annotation, biological process: phytosphingosine biosynthetic process; ceramide metabolic process. Lineage: Eukaryota; Metazoa; Chordata; Actinopteri; Anabantiformes; Osphronemidae. The transcript is spliced from 11 exons.